AUGGCCUCCGCCAGCAGCCUCCUAUAUGAAGAACAGCUCCUGUGUUCAAUCUGUCUGGAUGCAUGCAAUGAACCUGUCACUACUCCAUGUGGACACAACUACUGCAAGUCUUGUAUCACAGGGUACUGGGUCAGCAGUAACCAGAUCCAGUGUCCCCUUUGUAAGAAGAAGUUCCACAAGAGACCUCAGCUUCAGGUCAACACGGAGUUCAGAGACAUGGUGGAGCAUUUCAACAACAUGAAGGUGAGGGGUGAAGAUGACAUCCCUGCCAAACCAGGGGAGGUGCCCUGUGACAUCUGCCUUGAGCCGAAGCGCAAAGCCCAGAAGACGUGCCUGGUGUGUUUGGCCUCGUACUGCCAGACUCACCUGGAGCCUCAUCAGAGAGUCACAACCCUUAAAAAACACCAGCUGAUUAAUCCUGUGUCAAACCUUGAGGACAGGGUGUGUAAGAAGCACGACAAGAUGUUUGAGUUCUUCUGUUACGCAGAACAAGUGUGUAUUUGUUCCAUGUGCCUGAAAGACAAUCAUGCAACACAUGGCGCUGUGCCAUUAGAGCAUGCGUUCAGAGAGAGGAAAGCCCAGGUGGGCUCUGUGACAUCAGAGUUAAAAAAUAUGGAAAACAUUAAAUCUAGGAAUAUUAAGGAAAUUAAAAGCUUCCUUGAAAGAAACAAAAGAAGGUCAGAGAAAGAGAUAGCAGACAUUGCUGAGGUUUUCACUGUUCUGCUGGUCUCUCUGCAAAGAAGCCAGGCUAAGCUGAUUGAGGUGAUCCAGGAGAAGCAGAAAGCAGCACGGAAGGAGGCUGAAGACCACCUGACAAAGCUGGAGCAAGAAGUCGCUGAGUUGAGGAGGAAAAGAUCUGAAAUGGAACAACUUUUACAAACAGACGACCACCUCCGCCUCCUGCAGAGCUGUCCAUCUCUCUCCGCCCCUGCACACACUGUCGUAUCCGAUGCUCUGACCCAAGCCACCAAGCCAAUAGACCUCACUGACAUCAGUCAGCAGAGCUUCGUGGAGAAGGUGAAAAAAGCAGGUGCUCAGGUGAAAAAGAUGCUCAGUAAUAAGAUAGAGAUGAUUAUUCAUGAGGUCAGGUUAUCUGAUGGUUGUGAGGCUGCUGAACGGCCUGACAAAGAAGUGUGGUCACCACCUGAGGACAAGCUGAUGAUGAUCCAGCAGUGCAAUGCAAUGGAUGUGACUCUGGACACCUACUCAGCCAAUUCCAGACUCUUGGUGUCUGCGGAUGGGAAACAACUGAGAUUUCAUGAAGGUCCACCGUCUGCUUUUUUUGGGAGAAGAUUUCAGCAUCAUGCCUUCAACCUUGGGAAAGAGGGUUUUUCCUCAGGCAGGUUCUACUAUGAGGUUCAGGUCAGUGGGAGUAAAGGCUGGCUCUUGGGAGUGGUCAAAGAGUCCUUAAACAGGGAGAUAUUUCACUAUCCCACUCCGGGGGACGGAGGCUGGACACUUGGUGGAUUCCACGAUCAAAUCCAAGAGACAUGUUUUGUUACCUCUGAUUGCUCUGCAUCUCCAUACGUGAGGCAAAGGCUCCAGAAAGUUGGUGUGUUUGUUGAUUAUGAGAAGGGAGAGGUCUCCUUCUAUGACGUGGAUGACAGGAGUGUGAUCCACUCCCACACAGGCUGUGACUUCAUUGAGACCCCACCAGUUUUAAAAGCCCUUCUUUAUUCUAUGGCUGGCACAUCUUUAAGUGGCAGACAAAAGCUCUACCCUAUUUUUGGAAUCAUCCAAGAUGAUUCUGACAACAUGCUUGAAAUCACUCCAGUAACUUGGGCAACCUAA
Epinephelus lanceolatus (giant grouper) is the source of this 1791-nucleotide messenger RNA. Its product is annotated as tripartite motif-containing protein 16-like. Lineage: Eukaryota; Metazoa; Chordata; Actinopteri; Perciformes; Serranidae. The record is from RefSeq and is a predicted model, not a curated record. Gene Ontology annotation, molecular function: zinc ion binding; protein binding.